AAAAAAGCUUGAGAAUGAGCAAAAUGAUUUUUCUUUAUAGAUUUUCAGUAGUAAGCAGUAGAUAACUGUCCCUGAAUGUGUGGAUCUCCCCUAUUCCCUCUCAUAAUUGCCAAUUGUUGAGUUGUCUUUGGGGAAUUUUACAUCAACUAUUGAUAAUUCCUUUUGUUUGUUUUGUUUACAACUAUGGACUUUUUUUUUUCUUCUCUUUCCAUUUUCUCUCAAUAAAACACUUUUUGAACAAUCAUCAACUUCUUAAAUCUUAAAUGAUCUACAACUGAGUGUUCCCUAACAAACACAAACUUUGCUAUUGAAGAAAAAAGAAAAAUUGUAAGAAAAUACUUCAAUAUAUAUAUUUUUGGAAAUUAAAAUAAUAAUAAUAAUUUUUAAUUUUGCAUUGGAAACCUUCUACAACAUAAUAAAAAAUAUAUAUAAUAUACUCUUUUUAUUUUCUAUUCUUGAAAAUUUAAAUCAAACACAACCAAUUUUCAUCUUCUUCCAAUCUCUCUACUCUUGCUAUCGUCUUCUCUCGAAAUUCCCAUUCCAUUUUCAGAAAUGGAUGCGGCUGUGAACGAGAACGAGUCUUUGAAGCUUCGCAUCCGAAACUUGGAGCAAGAGCGUGAUGAGUUGCAUAAGGAUAUUGAGCAACUAUGCAUGCAACAAGCCGGGCCUGGCUACCUUGCUGUUGCCACUAAAAUGCAUUUUAAAAGGAUCGCUGGCUUGGAACAGGAGAUUGAGAGCUUACAACAGAAGCUUGCUGCUUGCUCAAGAGAGAAUCUGAAUCUUCAAGAGGAGCUUUCAGAGGCUUACAGAAUCAAAAGUCAGCUGGCUGAUCUUCAUAGUGCAGAGGUUGCAAAGAAUAUCGAAGCAGAGAAGCAGGUUAAGUUUUUCCAAAGCUGUGUAGCUACUGCUUUUGCUGAACGGGAUAAUGCAAUAAUGGAGGCUGAGAAGGCAAAGGAGAAUGAGGAAUUCAUGUCAAAGAAAUUCAAUGAUUUACAGAGGAGGAUAGAGGAGCUCACAGAAGAAUGUUCUGCACAAAAAAAGCUUACAGAUGAACUGCAGGUUAGCUUAGAAACAAAGGAGGAGCAGAAUGAAACUUUUAAGAAGGUUGUUGACCAGUUUUAUCAGAUCAGGCAACAGUCUGUUGAUGGAUCUCAGGAUACAAGUUGGGAUUAUAAAUGUGCAUGUCUUUUGCACGAUCCUAUAGAAUUUUGGAGUUUUAAUGAUACAACAACAACUAAAUACAUUAGUGCCUUGGAAUCAGAAUUGGAGAUGGUGAGGAAGUGUGCAGAUAGUUUCCAACAUAAGCUGCGAGUGGGUUUGGAAAUUGAAAAUCAUUUGAAGAGGAGAGUUCGUGAAUUAGAAAAAAAGAUGAUUUAUACAGAUAAAAUGAUGAAAAAGAGUAUCGAAGAGUUACGCCUUUGUCAUUCUGAGUCUCGAGUUCAAGUCGUGAAUUUACUUGAUGAUGGAAAAUCCUUUAUCAAAUCAGUUGCAGAUGCAAUAGACGAAAAGAUUAGGCAAUUUGAGACAAGAGAACCAAACAUUUUGGAGCCUUCAUCUAGAGAAGAUAAUCAUGAUGAAAAUGAAUGUCGAGACGUACACAUAAACACUGAUGUGGAUCAUGAUUUACUAUCUACGAGGGAUAGUCCUGACGUUACGAUUGAUAGGAAGAGUGAUGCUUCUGAAGCUCUAGCACAAGCAUUGCAGGAUAAGGUUGCAACAUUAUUGCUUUUGUCACAGCAAGAAGAAAGGUAUUUGCUGGACAGAAAUGUGAAUGCUGCUCUUCAAAAGAAGAUAGAGGAACUUCACAGAAACCUACUUCAGGUUACAAAUGAAAAAGUAAGAGCUCUGAUGGAGUUGGCACAGCUCAAGCAGGAACAUCAACUUCUUCGAGAGAAAAUUUCUGGUAACGUUAAUGCAGAAAAAAUGUUGGCUGAUGUUGGGGGUAGAAGUGUUGUUGCUCAUGAAACAGGAGGAAGAUUAACAAACUUGCUGAAGAAAACAAAUUUGAAACGCUGGGUUGGUUCACUAGACUUUAGAGGACGCGACGGGGAAUUUCAUCUCAACAAUGAAGGGAACUUCUUUGGCAGAAAAUCUGAAAGCAUGGACUUUGCCAGGAUGAAAAUUGAAAAUGCAACUCUUAAAGAGAGCAUGGAAAGUAUGGAGCAUCUGAUUUCUUCAAUUCAUAGGCUUCGUCUCUCUCUUCUUGUAAAGGCCAAAGAGUCAGAGACUUCCACAGGUACAGUUGCUUUAAUGCCAGAAUCUCUAGAUGAGAUAAUCUACGAGGCGAAACUUGUUAAGACUGCUCUUGGCAGCUCUUUACCAAUUAGCUGGUCUGCAGAGGCAGAUUUGGGGUUGGAUGGUGAAGGACUUGGCAAAGAGCAAGGUGACAUUUCCGGGAGCUCCAGGAAUGAAAAGAUAGAUUUUGUUGCUGCUGCAGGAUUUGAGAUGGUGGAGCUCUUGAUACUUGCUGCUCAGAUCUUGAAGGACAACACCAUGAAAGCGACUUUGGAUGCUGAGUGCUGAUGGAUCUUGUAAUCUGUUUCAUUUGGCAAUGAUUAUGGUGCCUAAAAUUCCACAACCAUGACCCGUUAAGCGCUUGUGUGGAACGGAAGAGGUCAAUUUACAAGAGCACUGUAAUACAGGUGGAUUUCAUUUACAUUGUCUUGUCUAUAGUUAACACUUCUACAAUCUUUGUAUUAUGAUUAUAUUUCAGUAGAAAAGUAUCCUGAAAAUUGGUUUGUUGCACAUACAAAGUGGUAUGUACAGUGAUGAUGUAUCUAGUCUAGAGUGCAGUGUAUCACCAAUUCACCACAACAGAUGAAUCUAUCUAGACAUGCGUCACAAAUCAAUAUUAUCAAUAUUCUAUAAAUUUAUAUAUGUUUCUAGUAACUAAAA
Molecule: messenger RNA, 2895 nt
Organism: Cannabis sativa
Lineage: Eukaryota; Viridiplantae; Streptophyta; Magnoliopsida; Rosales; Cannabaceae
Exons: 18
Coding region: 553-2523 (656 amino acids)
Source: RefSeq, a predicted model, not a curated record